CCAAAUCUGGAACACGCGUUCUGUUCCCCCUUAUCUCAUCUAAGUCUUCCCUUAUCUCAUUUGAGGCUUCCCCAGAUCCAUCGAUCUCUCUCGAUCCCACUGGUUUCAAGCGACUGAAAAGGAAAUGGCUACUAAAGGCAAUGUAAGUAUCAAGAUUGAGGAUGAUGAUGAUGUUGAAGUGGGAGGUGUAGCUGAUUCCCUGUGGUCGAAGAAAAAUGAAGCUUUUUUUUAUUGACAUUAUGGAGGAGGAGGUGAAAACAAUGGGUAGUCGAGAUACUGGGACUUUUCAGAUAAAAAGUUGGGCUAGGAUGAGGAAGAGUCUUUCUACUAAAGCUAAAUAUGAAUACUCUGAACUUCAAAUAAAAAACAAGUUCAACCAACUAUGCACUAUGCACACCAAAUUUAAGAGCCUUUGUGACCAAAGUGGCGUUGGGUGGUGUGCGGAAAAAGGUACUGUUACUGCUGAUGAUACCCUCUGGGAGAAGCUCUAUAAGAUAACAUGGUCUUUGAAGAAGGCCAAUCAUCAGAGUCUGUCAACAAUAUAUGCAAGUCUGCCGGCCAUGUACAUGACUGUGAAAGCUCAGACACAAUCUCUCUCAAGUUGGGCCAAAUGGAGUCUAGCGAUGAUAGUGACAAGGAAUUGGAGUCUGAUUCAGAUGACGAAACAAUAAUCACAUUGGUUACCCUAGCACUACAUGAACAUCAUCAGAAAUACUAUAAUCGUAUUCCAUGUUGAACCUCUAUAUUAAGAGGACACGAAUAUGUAUUAGAGGUUUUGAAUGGUCAUGAUGCAAGGUGUGAAGAAGGUUUUCGAAUGGAAACACAUGUUUUUAUUGCAUUUUGUGAGGCGCUUAAAGUACACACUGGGUUAAAGCAUUCAAGGUACUUAACAGUUCAAGAGCAAGUAUGUAUAUUUUUGCUCGUAGUUGGACACAACAGUAGAAAUCGCAUAAUCCAAGAGCGAUUCCAGCAUUCCGGGGAAACCAUCUCUAAGUAUUUUAAACGAGUAUUAAAGGCUAUGUGUAAGCUUGGGAAGCUCAUUAUUCAACCCCCCCCCCCCCCCCCCCCCCGUCCCUCCAGAGAUUAUGCACAAUCCAAAGUACUGGCCAUUCUUUAAGGAUUGUAUUGGUGCUAUAGAUGGUACACAUAUCGAUGCAAAGGUUCCUGCUCGUGAGCAAAUUCCAUACCGUGGGAGGCACAAGACCACGUCACAAAAUGUAAUGGCUGCAUGUUCAUUUGAUAUGAGAUUUACUUACAUCUUGUCGGGUUGGGAGGGAACGGCAAAUGACUCACGAGUGCUUUUUGAGUGUGUGAAUAAUCCAGCAAUGGAAUUUCCUAUGGCACCUCUAGGUAAGUACUAUGUGGUUGAUUCGGGAUAUCAAAAUAUGCCUGGGUUUCUAACGCCAUACAAGGGUGAGCGGUACCACUUGUCCUUGUUCCGUGGACGUGGACGUAGACGAUUACCUACGAAAGAAGAAGAAUGGUUCAAUUAUCGUCACUCGUCCCUUCGCAACGUGAUAGAGCGCUGCUUUGGCGCAUUGAAGGCACGAUUUCCUAUCUUGAAACAAAUGCCUAAAGGCUUUAGUGUGCGGACCCAAAAAUAUUUGCCAACCGCUUGUUGCACAGUCCACAACUUUAUAAGGAUGCAUGACAAAAAUGAUGCAGUGUUCAAAUUCUAUAGCAAGGAAGAUUUGAUUGUUGAAAGUGAGCAAGGCCGUAGGAGCUCUUCUCAACAGAUCAAUGUCACCCCCGCUCAAUUGCGAGAAAUGGCUAGAGUUCGCAAUACUAUUGCCCGCCAAAUCUUUAAUAGCCAAAGGCUUUGAUGCAUUGGUAGUGAAGCAUCCAUUGCAGCAGUGGUAAGAGACUCCAAAGGCAGAAUUGUCCAUUGGCAGAAUUGAUAGCAUUUUACAAGGAUGUUUUGACAGCUCUUGUUUCUUUGUCAGAAUUCAUGUUUUUGUACUUUCCUUACUUGCUUUUAUGAGACUAUGAGAGUGAUUGGAGUGGUUUGAUUUUCUGUUUGACAAUAGAUUGGUUUGAUUCAAUCUGACGGUUAGAUUGGUUUGAUUC
Rhododendron vialii is the source of this 2067-nucleotide messenger RNA. RefSeq lists its product as uncharacterized. The transcript is spliced from 6 exons. The record is from RefSeq and is a predicted model, not a curated record. NCBI's taxonomy places the organism in Eukaryota, Viridiplantae, Streptophyta, Magnoliopsida, Ericales, Ericaceae. Bases 1086 to 1823 code for a protein of 245 amino acids.